ACGAUAUGAUGCUGAUGGUCAGCCGACAGGGUGGCACAGGCCAGCACCGCCCGCGGCCACACCCCUUCUGGAGCUUUCUUGUCACCUGCCCACAAUAGGGCAUGGGUUUCCAUGGGCGUCUCUAGACUACGUCCGUAUUAGUCUGUGCCCACAGCUCAUCCUUAUACGACGCCCAUCUCCCCUUUCCUUCUCCUCUUACCCGCUUUUCCUCUCCCUCUUCCCUCCCUCCCGACCCCGGUCUCCACUUCGAACGCUGCAGACGCUCAAGGAUCUCAUGCCAGCAAAGCAUUGAAGGAAUUCAAGACUUUCGAGUAGAGGAGAACUUGGCCUGCAGUGGACCAAAAUAACCCGUCAACCAUGUUGCGAAUGAACGGGAUCGAAGCUUGGAUAUCCGAUGAAAACAAGAAACCCUUCCCCGUCUACGGUGUGCAGAAGGAUCCUGAGGGUGGAGUGAUUUCGUGCUGGAUACCUUUCGAACCUGGUGCGACGUUCUCAAUCCGGUGGAGAGAUCUGGACGACAUGCUCGACCUCGACAUUGGAGGUUUCGUGUCCAUGGACGGCUGCCCGUAUGGCGGUCGUCUGAUUCGCUCGAAGAGCUACGCGCCCGCAGUCUUCUCGCGUAUCCCGACAUCCCCGACGCUCAGUCGGCCACUGUCAUUUCCCCUCCACUCGCCCAACCACCAGGUUCGAUCGCCCCUCGGUGGAACCAUCGUUCUCGAUGUUCACAUCGUCUCGUCCGGCGAAACGAAGAUCUAUGAGGGCCUUUCAGACUACGCUGCCAAACGACUCUUGUGUUGCUCUCAAGCGCCUAUCCUCACCUCCCUCCUCCCCUCAAGCUCCACUGAAGUAGCAAGUUUGGGCAAACUAGCGACUUUCAUUUUCCACUACCGCACUCCGAACUUCCUUCGGGCGUAUGGUCUCGCGCCGGUUGACCUUCAGCCAUCUUCACAGCAACAGCCAUCGCCGCGAGUGGGCGACAAACGCUCGGCGACGGUGAUGGGAAGUGAUGACCAUGACGACGACGAUAUUGGCCAAGGCUAUUUUUAUCCCGGCAGUAUCGGGUAUUCACCUGCGUCGAGUCCUACAACGCCUUCCCCUGGCCACCGCCCUUCCCAUUAUUCCACCCCUUACAGACCCAGAGAACUGUUAUCAGCCUACACGUCCACUCCUUUAAUCACCAAUCCACUCGUUUCACCCUUGAACUUCCAUCAAGAAACUCGGAUAUCAAAGCGCGCCAGAUGCUGAAACGUUUUGUUACUCCCCAUGGUCCCCGUUGUCGCAUCCAAGUUGUACUCUCUAUCCAUUCCUACCAUUGCUUCCACUUGCAUCCUAAGGGCCAAUCUGUGUUGUUUGGUAAUCUACUCUCUGGCGCUCUCCUCGGUUUUCGUGUAUAAGCAACGGGCUUCGUAUAAUCAG
Molecule: messenger RNA, 1416 nt
Organism: Coprinopsis cinerea okayama7#130
Lineage: Eukaryota; Fungi; Basidiomycota; Agaricomycetes; Agaricales; Psathyrellaceae
Exons: 6
Coding region: 358-1245 (295 amino acids)
Source: RefSeq, a predicted model, not a curated record